This is a messenger RNA of Ooceraea biroi (clonal raider ant), 5639 nucleotides long. It is a transcript of the gene Moe, whose product is annotated as moesin. NCBI's taxonomy places the organism in Eukaryota, Metazoa, Arthropoda, Insecta, Hymenoptera, Formicidae. Gene Ontology annotation, molecular function: actin binding. Gene Ontology annotation, cellular component: cytoskeleton. The record is from RefSeq and is a predicted model, not a curated record.
GCAGCGGUGGCGGCGGCGGCCAUAUUAUCAGUGAGGUGUCAGUAUUUUCCGAGCGCGACGGGAUUUUUGGGUGUGGAUCGCGCGAUUUCCUGCUUACGCUGGCUGCCGCGAGGUAACAUAGCGCGAGCGCGAGUGCCAGGCGAGUGUGAGUCGUGGAUGUGGUGCGGCGCACGUGUCACGGGAUCUCCGGGAGAGUCGCAAGUGAAAAUCAGAGAGGGAUAGUUUCGUUGUUUGGUCAGAGCGAACACAGCUGCCACGAUGCCGAAGCCGAUGAACGUGAGGGUGACGACGAUGGACGCCGAGCUGGAGUUUGCGAUCCAGCACACGACCACGGGCAAGCAGCUGUUCGACCAGGUCGUGAAGACGAUCGGGCUGCGCGAGGUGUGGUUCUUCGGUCUCCAGUACACCGACAACAAGGGUGACCUCACCUGGAUCAAGCUCUACAAGAAGAGUGGACUUUCGUUCUUGUCUAGGGUGGUUCCGUGCGGUCUCCAAAAAAUCUGUCACGUGAUGAACCAGGAGGUCAAGAAGGAGACGCCACUGCAGUUCAAGUUCCGCGCAAAAUUCUAUCCCGAAGACGUCGCCGAGGAAUUGAUACAGGACAUCACGCUUCGACUUUUUUACCUUCAGGUGAAGAAUGCUAUCCUCACCGACGAAAUAUACUGCCCACCGGAAACAUCCGUCCUACUGGCCUCGUAUGCGGUUCAGGCGAGACAUGGAGACUAUCAGAAGGGCAGCCAUCCCACUGGCUUCCUGGCGAACGAUCGCCUGCUGCCGCAGCGCGUCGUCGACCAGCAUAAGAUGAGCAAGGAGGAAUGGGACAGCUCGAUCACAAACUGGUGGCAGGAGCACCGUGGCAUGCUGCGAGAGGACGCCAUGAUGGAGUAUCUUAAAAUUGCUCAGGACUUAGAGAUGUAUGGUGUGAAUUACUUUGAAAUUCGCAACAAGAAGGGCACAGAUCUUUGGUUGGGUGUGGAUGCUUUAGGUCUGAACAUCUACGAGAAGGACGAUAAGCUCACGCCGAAAAUCGGCUUCCCCUGGUCCGAGAUACGGAAUAUCUCGUUCAACGAUAAGAAAUUCAUAAUCAAGCCAAUCGACAAGAAGGCGCCGGACUUUGUCUUUUUCGCCACCAGAGUCAAGAUUAACAAGAGAAUUCUCGCGCUAUGCAUGGGCAAUCACGAGCUCUACAUGCGCAGACGUAAGCCGGACACAAUCGACGUGCAGCAGAUGAAGGCUCAGGCCAGGGACGAAAAGAUCGCGAAACAGCAACAGAGGGAGAAACUGCAAUUGGAGAUAGCCGCACGUGAGCGCGCGGAAAAGAAACAGCAAGAGUACGAGGAGAGGCUAAGAAACAUGGCAGAGGAGAUGGACAGGCGGCAAGCCGAGUUGAACGAGGCCCAGGAAAUGAUUCGGCGCUUGGAGGAGCAGCUGAAGCAAUUGCAAGCCGCCAAGGAGGAGCUGGAGAAUCGUCAGAAGGAAUUGACGGUGAUGAUGGAGAAGCUGGAGCUGUCGAACGAGAUGGAGGCCGCGGAGCGCGCCAAGCUCGAGCAGGAAAUAAGGGCCAAGCAGGAGGAGGUGCAACGCAUACAGUCCGAGGUGGAGGCCAAGGACGCGGAAGCCAGGAGAUUACAGGCCGAGUUCGAAGCCGCCAAGUUGAGACAAGAGGAGGCUGACCGGCAGUACCAGGCCAAUCAGACCCCGCACCAUCAUCAUGUUGAGGAGAACGAGGAAGGCGAGGAGGAAGGUGAGGACGAGGUUCCUCAAGGCGAUGUUACCAAGGACCUCGCGACCGACGAGUCGAUAAUCGAUCCCGUGGAGGAGCGGCGCACCUUAGCGGAGAGAAACGAGCGUCUCCACGAUCAGUUGAAGGCACUGAAGCAAGAUCUCGCCCAGUCACGCGACGAGUCCAAGGAGACGGUGAUGGACAAGAUCCACAGGGAAAACGUGCGCCAGGGCCGCGACAAGUACAAGACGCUUCGCGAAAUCCGCAAAGGCAACACCAAACGCCGCGUUGAUCAGUUCGAGAACAUGUAAAUUAACGCGCGCGUGCAUUUAACCGUUUACCUUUAUCCAUACCUUUUCCCAUCUUUAACUUCUCACCUGACUUCGCGGAAGCGGGGAAUACAGUAAAACGACAAUGAUGAGAUGCGAGAGAAAAAGAGAGAGAGAGAGAGAGAGAGAGCGAGAGAGAAAGAAAGAAAAAAAGAAAAAGCGAAAGUGAUAGAGUGGGAGAGAGAGAGAGAGAGAGAAAGAGAUAACGAGAGGUAUAGAUUCUGCAUUCGAUGUAUAAAUAGAAUCGCUUGUAACGCUUGUAUACUUCCGAUCAAUUCCAUUUCAACUCGAAUCUUUCUCAAUCGCGAAUGACGCCCGCGACUAGUCGCGUGUCGCGAAUUAGUGUGAGUGACAUUUGCCAUUAGCUCGAGAUGACGACUCUAUACCCUCACGCAAAUCGAUAAUCAAAGCUCUCACGGAUCAUUUUUGUUUCUUUGUUUUUGCGAGAAACGUAACGACUCGCACCGUCUUCCACACAUGCUUCCACGUUGAUCGUAUCGAUGCUGCACGAUCUAAUCGGCUCUAAUCGGGAAAAUCGUCGGGCACGUGCGUCAGUUUCCUCGCUGUAUUUUUACGCGGCAGUGUCUUGCCCUCGCGAAGGAACGAUAUUCCUUGCUCUCAACCAUUCUACCAACCGGAGAGUAGCUUCAAACACCGUCCUGAUAAUCUACGGCGCGGUCUGUUACUUUCGCUCCGAGGGCGAGCACGCGUUGAAUUGCCGCGAGAAUUCCAUGGCCGAAUCAGUCCGUUAUCGUUACUCGACUCUUCCUCAGCACGUCGAUGUCCCAAUACCGAGACGCCAAUCAUCUCGCUUCACGUUUAAGUAUUGCUACUACCGGUCAUUAAUCCGUGCGUCGCGACACGCGAUCGUCCGUGCCGUUGGUCACCUAUCUUGUCCUGUUCGUCGCGUAUCAUCCGUCCUCGAUGAUGAUCCGCCCUCGAAAAGCGUCUACAGUGUCUGAACCACCAGCACUGACCGACUAAUUCCUAUCUUGAUGUGUCGCGUCGACGCUCGCGCUUGUUACCCGCGUUAACGGACGAUUUUCUUGCAUUAGUACGCUUAAUUCGAGCCAUAUUUGUAGACAGGCGAGUGCAGUACGUUCGGCAGGUCGUUCGACCGCGAGAGUCAUCCCGACCGCUUAUCCCCCCGCGUGGACUCGCGUGAAACCCGGUAGCGAUCGACGAUUCGUUGUAAGCUACUCUCAAAUACCGGCCAUAGAACAAUCGAGCACGCGGCUUAUAUUGUAGCGAGUUAGAUAGAGAUUUAGGUGUUAAAUCCACCUUUCCGAGUUUCUACUGGGCAGCGACCGUUCCGAGCAAGGGAACUUUGCGGACAUCCGAUUCCCUCGAUCUGUCAGAUCAACGUCUCGCGCUCGAAAUUUCCGGCUAAUUGAUUAAUCCAGUAAAACCUGUUGAGUAAAUAUCAAAGUGGCUCGUCCUACGUUGGAAACGUAAUUUUUUAGCCAGAUUUUGACAAUUAUGCGGAUCCGAAAUUUCAGCCGAGUUCCCAAAGUUACGUCAAUUUUUCGCACGGCGAAUCGUUCGUCGACGUUUGUCGUGUUCGCGAGAGAAUCGCAUGUGCGAGCGUUUCCUUGUGCCUCACACACACACACACGCGCGCGCGCGCGCGCGCGAAUCUUUGUUGCAGCGCAAUUUGUCACACUCCAGGUUAAACAUAAGCAAUUCAACGAUGGCAUGGCCUAUUUACUACUGAUAAAAACUACCGUACCAAACUAUUUUCGUACGCGCGAGUUUUUGAUAAACACAUUAGCGAUUUUAUAUUGAACACACUCGUGGCCUUUACUUGAUAUAAAUAUAUAAAUAUAUAUAUAUAUAUAUGUCGAGGUACUAUAUAGGUAGUACUAAAUGUAACGAUACUGUAGCAGAGCGAAAGACGUAGGGAUGUCGCUGGACGGCUGGUCGUCCUUGCAUGCUCUCGAUGUAAGGGCGAGACCGCGCGCGCGGUACCCGUGAAUGGGUCUAGCAAAGCGAGAUCCUCGCGAAAGAAUGAGGGAACGAGUGCGAGAGAGGGAGAGAAUGUGAUUUUGAGGGAGAUAAUUUAACCGUGUGAAAGGGGGACCGAGAGUGAUAGGGGAAACACGCAACAUUUAUGGCAGUCCGGGAUGGGGGGGGGGAGGGAAAGGAGAAGAAUAUGCCAUUGUAACUUUUAAAAUCUUUUGUCCUUUUAAAUGAAAAAAAUUCUACUCAACGGAAUUAAAGCUCGAACGGAAAAGAAAAACUUGAAGUUAAAACGUGUGACCUCGAGAUGCUGCCAAUUUUUCAUACGAUGAGAGAUACAAAAAGCCAAUACCAAUACGAUGCACCGGACGAGAUGCACGAGAAUACUUUUUCGUGGAAUCGCGAGGUUGACGAUCGUGAACGAUCGCCGAUAAUCGGAGUUUGUAAUACCCUGCUGCAUCGUUAUCACCGGCCACAUUACACGCGUUACAAUAAUAAUAAUAAUAAUAUGCGAAGCGCAGAGAAGAGAGAAAAAAAAGUACAGAAGUAAUAACGAUAGAUAUUUUUUGAUUAUAUUUAAUAUUAAAAAUUUACAAAUUAGCGUUAUUAUAUUAUUAAUAUUAAUGUUUACAAUUUAGUAGCGUUAUUAUUAUUUUAUUAUUAUUAUUAUGCAGAUAAUAUUGAACGAACGAGAACUAAAGCAAAGCAUUUUAUAGUCGUCAAUUUAUACUCUUAAGCUAACGCGGCGCAUGGAUUUAGUCGCACGAGUGUGUCCUACGGUAGAGAAAUAUCGUCGGGUGACUCCGGUGGGCUAGAUAAUAUUUUUCACGUGAAUUAAUUGCAUUUUUCGAAAUUUUUAGAAACAAUUUCUCCAGAAGCGAGAGCGAGGGCCGCGUUUUUCAGAAGUGUGACAGCCAGUGUUGUUUCCAAGUUCUUUUAGCUUCCCGUUCCAUCGAGAGCGCGUAGACCCGCGACUAAAUGAAUGCGCCAAUAUAAAAUGAUAAGAGCAGGUGUUACUAGUUAAAGAGAUCGCACGAUAAUAUUCUAACAAUCGAUGAUGGUGGGCGAGAACACACUCGGGAGUUUCCCUCCCGGCGUUCUUUUGGUGAUUAAAAAAACGCUUUGGCGAAACCGAUGGAUUUUCAUUGAGACAUUCCAGACGAAUUUCCUGUAAAGUGCUUUUUCUUCUCGAUUUGCGUUGGAUUUCUCCAGCUAAUUGAAUUACACGUAGACGCUCAGUUGAAGCUGUCGAACUUCCUUCGCCUGUUCGCAGGACCCCGUGGUAUCCCUUUUUGCAACUUUCCUCGAGUAUUUAACUUUCGGGAUACACUAUUCGAAGAAAAAGCUCUUCGAGCUUUGUCUCGUCUGAGGAUCAUGCGCGAUACGAGUAAGUGUAGAUACUUAAAUCGUUCUUGUCGCUCGUGUGAAGGAUGAAUGGGGCGGGGGGGAGGGGGAGGGACGUCUCGUUCGUUCAUUCUGUGUAGCGUAUGUCACAAUCAUAAGUGUACAUUAACAAAUUAUCAGAAUGUAUAUUACAGUUAAAAAAUUGGUUUUGGACGAUCGGCGUAGACCUAUCCAAUUGCGGCCUCUUAUAAAAGAUGCAUAGUGAAAUAAAACAAAGUCUCGGC